Messenger RNA from Perkinsus marinus ATCC 50983, 719 nucleotides. RefSeq lists its product as hypothetical. The record is from RefSeq and is a predicted model, not a curated record. The coding region runs from base 1 to 627 and encodes 208 amino acids. NCBI's taxonomy places the organism in Eukaryota, Perkinsozoa, Perkinsida, Perkinsidae. The transcript has 3 exons.
AUGUCGGCAUUGGAGAAAGCCAAGAUCAUCUUCGCCAACAUCUACUUCAAUCAUGAUGGUGACAUUCAACUAGUGCUGAGGGGCAGCAUCGGGGGCAAUGACGUUGCUAAGCGCCAGAAGCAGAAGUGGAAGCAGCUCGUUGAUGAAAUAAACGCCUUAUGUGGAACUGCUCUGACCGUUAAAGAGCUCAAGGCAAUGAAGGACUACAUGACUAAAGUUGUUGGUCGAGUCGCUACCACCAGGCGCCAGAGGCUACAUCCCGUGAAAACUGGAGGCGGCGAGCCCGCAGUAGAUGUAGAUCCGUGCAUGGAGGAGUGGCUGGUUUCUGUCCUCGAUCUCGUGGACGAGAAUGUUCGUUUCACUGGACUGGGGGAAGACUUGGAAGCUGGCAUAGGCAGUGAGGAUACCGUCGCAUACAAGGAGCUCACAAGAUGUAAUGCGAGACGUGUGGGCGGCAAUCCCACCGGUGGCUCGUCACAACUGCCGGCUAAUGGAGGAAUGAAGAACGGGAAAUAUGCAGUUACUUCAACUACAAUGGAUGCUGUCCGCUCCGCUUUCGAGGCAGCAUACUCGUAUGAGAGGUGUGCUACAUCCCGGAUCGGGAUUAUCGGCACUGAUAGAAAAUGAGCUGUUACAACAUGUUGUAUCCGUGGUACGACACCAUGAAAUAACGUCUCCGUUUUGCCUUGGGCAGGCUACCUCCAUGAUGUCUGUUUCGU